AUGUCUUUUUCAAAAAGAUUAUUCGUUUCUGGAGCAGAUUCGUCCAUACUACAGACCAUAUUACCAUACUCCUUUGGCUUCUUUUACCUUGAUUCGAGCGAAGAAGAAAGAAAUGCCCUGGAAAAUAACUUUAAUUCGCUAAUGAACCAAGCAAUUACAUAUAACGAGGACAAAAAUGAAAAGAACCAAAAGAUUUUGGAGUCUUUUUCUCAAAUUGACCAAGAAAUUUCUGAAUUUUUUUCAAAAGACUCUCCUCCCUUCAAAUUAUUGACAAUUCUGCUCAAAACAUACUGUAUAUAUAAUCCUAAGGACGGAUACUUGCACGGUAUGGCCAAUAUCCUGCUUCCUUUAGUUUUAUUGUAUUUUCCUGAUUUAAAUUUCGAAAAUUCUGAACAUUUUCUGCCAUUAAUAUUCUGGAGCUUCACUGCAAUGCUGUUUAACACCGAACACAUCAAGAUUCUUCAAAAUCCGGAAGAAAAUUGUCAGAAAAUUUCAGAAAAAAUCAGAAAUAUCAUUGAAAAUACAGCACCAUUGACAUUUUUAUGGUUGAAAUUGAAUGGAAUUCAAGAUUUGACCUUUUUAUUUAAUGAUUUUAUUUAUUUGUUUAGUAAUUCACUUCAGAAACAGACAGAACUGCUGAUUCAGGUAUGGAUAAUGUUCAAUCGCAGUCCUUCUCCUCAAAAUUGGAUUGUUUACUUCUCUGCUGCGAUUUUAUUGAAAUUAUUUGACAAAUUCUGUCAAUACAACCCUACUUUGCUUCGACAGAUACUUCCUAAGCUCAUAUCUGAGAUCAAACUCGAAGAAAUCUCACGGUUAUCGCUGUAUUUAUAUGAAAAAUCCCCUCCAAUGUUUGGAAAUUUUUCAAAAUUACCGAAAAAGAUCAGCGAAAGUCCAGAUACAGGCGACGAUACACAACUAGAUCCUACAAAAGCAUCAACCUACAUAAUUCCAACCCAUUACGAUAGAGAUCUCCGCAGAUCUAAUCCAAAUCAGAUCGGAUUCAUGUUUACUCCGCUUCCUAAAGGCAUAAUUGCACCUCCUCAAGCGAGAAUGCCUGGAGAUAACAUACCAAGAUGCGGAUAUUGCGCUGCUUUUGUCAACAAAUACACUGUUUUUGAUAAAAAAGGGUUUUGUUGCAACAUUUGUGGGUCAAACAAUAUACUAGACACAAAAGUCGACCUAAAUAGCGUAGAAUUGAACUAUGAAGUAUAUGAUUCUUACUUACAAAACAAGUAUUUGAUUAGAAAAUCUUUCAUUCCUACGGAAUUCACAAUUAUUUCAAUGAGUCUUUUCAAAAAGUUCCCAUAUAUUUUAGAUGAUUUACUUAAAUGUUAUAGAAAAGUUGCAAAUAAUAGACAGAUUGGACUUGCAAUAAUAAAUGGUGGUCUAACUUGUCUUUUGUUUAGACCAUCUUUAUCGAUACAGACAUUUCCUGAUGAAAUACCGGAAAUACCACUGUACCAGAUAUUUACAGGUAUUCCAUAUUUCACACAGACGUUUUCGGUCAUCAAAGAGAAAAUUUAUAAUCUUCCUCAAAUACAUUCGAAUAAUGGUGCCGAAAAUGUCAUUAAAUUCGCUUUCCAGAUAGGUUCAAGGUACGGAUCAAGCGUAAAACUGUUCUUUGAUGAACAAGAUUACAAUAUUAUUAAUAAUCACAAGACAUAUAAAGAUAUUUGCAUGCCAGUAACUGAAUCCUGUUGCGAGAUAUCAUUCCAAGUGUUUCCAAAUGAUGUUUCUCCGUUAGAAAUUGAUGAAAAUCCAUCUCCAAAAAUUUCUUCUCAAAAUUUGAAUGGAAAAAUACCAAACUUUACAUCGGAAACAAUAAAUGAUAUUUUCCCAUCGGAGACAGAGAAUAAACCAGUUUUAGAUUACAAAACCGAAGAAGAAGAAACAAAUAAUUUAUCCAAAUCUAAAACAUUGGUAGAAAUUGCUGCAAUCACAGGAGGAACCUUCUCCAUACUCAGGAAGCCAGAUUUCGAGUACAUAAACAGUUACACGCUCCAUGAUUCCUUCAUUUACGCGAAAGGUCCAGGAGGAACAGGAUUAACUGAUUAUGCAGGCGAAGGAUUCCUUAAGAAUGCUAAAGGAAUAUGUUGCGCAAAAAUUGGUGUCAAUCAGACCUUCUUUUUGACAUAUCCGGCGAAAAAUAUGACAACAAAGUACCUCCAAAUUGCUUUGUUUUACACUACUGAAGUAUGUUCAAGGAAAGUUCGUGUUUUCAACUUGAAACUGGAUAAUAAUUGUCAAUACAACGAAGGUGUGAUUGAUAAAUAUGUUUGCGCAAUGGUUUCUAAUAGUUUGAUCGUAGAAAGCAAAGAAAGUGCUGAGAAACUUUACAAUGAAUACAAAAACAAAUUUAAAGAUGUAAAUUUGUUUUUGACAGAAAAUCUUUUGAAAACAAAAUCUCCUGAAAUCUACGAGAAGGCAAUUUCGUAUAGAGAUGGAUACACACUACAUGCAAAAGCUGAUCCUCUUUCAGAUGAAAUCGUUUCUGUUUAA
Molecule: messenger RNA, 2499 nt
Organism: Trichomonas vaginalis G3
Lineage: Eukaryota; Parabasalia; Trichomonadida; Trichomonadidae
Product: SEC24-related protein family
Exons: 1
Coding region: 1-2499 (832 amino acids)
Biological process (GO): intracellular protein transport; endoplasmic reticulum to Golgi vesicle-mediated transport
Cellular component (GO): COPII vesicle coat
Molecular function (GO): zinc ion binding
Source: RefSeq, a predicted model, not a curated record